Molecule: messenger RNA, 2559 nt
Organism: Pygocentrus nattereri (red-bellied piranha)
Lineage: Eukaryota; Metazoa; Chordata; Actinopteri; Characiformes; Serrasalmidae
Product: extracellular calcium-sensing receptor-like
Exons: 6
Coding region: 1-2559 (852 amino acids)
Biological process (GO): G protein-coupled receptor signaling pathway
Cellular component (GO): membrane
Molecular function (GO): G protein-coupled receptor activity
Source: RefSeq, a predicted model, not a curated record
AUGGAGUCUAUCUUUAUUCUCUUGCAUGUUGUAAUGGCCAUCAUCAAUUUUUUCAGAAUAAAUGGAACUUUUUGUAGCCUGCAAGGAGAGCUUUUAUACCCACAACUAUCAAAGGAAGGUGAUAUCAUAGUUGGGGGGAUUUUACCCUUCCAUAGCAGAUGGGAGGUCACAGAUUUGUCCUACUUGGUCAAACCACCUCCAGCGAAGUGCAUGAGCCUUGAUUUCAGAGCCUUCCAGUUUUCACAAUCCUUGAUCUAUGCCAUAGAGGAGAUCAAUAAUAAUUCUUCUUUACUGCCUGGAAUCUCACUGGGCUACAAGAUAUAUGACUCCUGCAGUUCCACAGCAAUAGGGGUAAGAAUGGCUAUGGCACUUGUUAAUGGAAAUGAGAAUGCAGUCUUGGAUGAGCCCUGCACUAAGCCAGCACAGGUGCAAGCCAUAGUGGGUGAGACAUACUCAUCUGUGUCGAUGGCUAUCGCGAAUAGUAUCGGACCUUUUAGUAUUCCUGUAAUCAGUCACUAUUCCACCUGCGAGUGUCUUAGUAGCAAACAAAAAUAUCCCUCAUUUCUCCGCACUAUUCCCAGUGAUUACUACCAGAGCAGAGCACUGGCAGAGAUGGUCAAGUAUUUUGGCUGGACCUGGGUAGGAGCGAUAAGAAGAGAUGAUGAUUAUGGUAACAGUGGGAUGGCUGCAUUUAUUGAAGCUGCAGAACAGCUGGGUAUAUGUCUAGAAUAUACCCUUCCAUUUUUUAGAACCUAUUCACAAGAAAAAGUGCUGAGGAUUAUUGAGCAGAUCAAAAGCUCUACUUCUCGAGUGAUUGUGGGAUUUGUUGACACAUGGGAUUUGGAGAUUUUGGUGCAAGCAUUUUUUGAACACAAUGUUACUGGAUACCAGUGGGUGGGAACCGAAGCCUGGAUCUUUGAUCUAGAACUGGCGACAGCAGAUAAAUACAGCAUACUGCAAGGUGCCAUAGGGUUAUCGAUUCCGAAUACAACAGUGACGGGUCUGAAGGAAUUCAUUCUGGAUAUACACCCAUUGAAAUCUGCAGGCAGUGACAUUUUUACAAGAUUCUGGGAGGCUCUGUUCAAGUGUAAAUAUAAAAUACAGAAUGACUCUGAUGAUACAACUGUGUGCACAGGCCAAGAGAAACUGUCUGAGGUGGAAAACACAUUUACAGACAUGUCACUGAUGCCCAUUUUCACAAAUGUGUAUAAAGCAGUAUACGCUGUUGCCCACACUCUACAUGACCUUUUCGGCUGUACGCAAACAUGUCCAACAAAGAAGCAGCCUGAUCCUCUCACUUUUCUAGAACAUCUGAAAAGGGUGCAUUUCCAAACAAAAGAGGGUGAAGAGGUUUAUUUUGAUAAAAAUGGUGAUCCUCCUGCGAAAUAUGAGAUAAUAAACUGGCAGAAAAAUAAAGAACACCAACAUGAAUUUGUCAAUGUUGGAUUUUAUGACUCCUCUUUUCCUGCUCGCAAUCGAUUAGCAGUGAACAUGACAUCUGUUGUAUGGGCACGAAAUACGAAUCAGGUGCCGGUGUCUGUGUGCAGUGAGAGCUGCCCUCCAGGCACCAGGAAGGCUGUGCAGAAAGGAAAACCCAUCUGCUGCUUUGACUGUAUACCAUGUGCUGAAGGAGAGAUCAGUAAUAUGACAGAUGGGAUUAAAUGCACACAAUGCCAUCAAGACUACUGGUCAAAUCCAAGUAGAGACAAAUGCAUAAAGAAGGAAACUGAAUUUCUGUCAUAUGAGGAAACGAUGGGAAUUUUGUUGACAGCUGUUUCAAUAAUUGGUGCUUUUAUUACCCUAGUAAUAGCAAUAAUGUUUUUUAGAUAUAAAAAUACACCAAUAGUCAGAGCAAACAACUCAGAGCUGAGCUUCCUGCUGCUCUUCUCUCUGUCUCUGUGUUUCCUCUGUUCACUUACUUUCAUUGGUCGGCCCUCUGAGUGGUCCUGUGUGCUGCGUCACACAGCGUUUGGGAUCACCUUCGUCCUCUGCAUCUCCUGUGUUCUGGGGAAAACAAUAGUGGUGUUAAUGGCCUUCAGAGCUACACUUCCAGGCAGUAAUGUCAUGAAAUGGUUUGGGCCUCCACAGCAGAGACUCAGUGUUCUUGCUUUCACUCUCAUACAGGUCCUUAUCUGUGUUCUUUGGUUAACAACAUCUCCUCCUUUCCCCUACAACAACAUGCACUACUACAAGGAUAAGAUCAUAUUAGAAUGUCAUUUAGGAUCAACUAUAGGUUUCUGGGCUGUACUGGGUUAUAUUGGUCUUUUGGCACUUUUGUGUUUUAUUUUGGCUUUUCUGGCUCGGAAGCUGCCUGAUAACUUUAAUGAAGCCAAGUUCAUCACAUUCAGCAUGCUCAUAUUCUGUGCUGUUUGGAUCACCUUUAUCCCAGCUUAUGUCAGCUCUCCUGGAAAGUUCACUGUAGCUGUGGAGAUAUUUGCCAUUUUGGCCUCAAGCUUUGGUUUACUGUUUUGUAUCUUUCUUCCAAAGUGUUAUAUAAUCAUACUGAAACCAGAGAAGAACACUAAAAAGCAAAUUAUGGGAAAAGUGUUAGCUAAGUGA